GUCAAAUUUGCGGAAUAGUUGGGGUAAUUGGAGAAGCGCUUUUGUUAAUCAGCUAUAGGCCUACUUGCUGCUUUCACUAUCCAUCAACAUCAAGAAAACGGCAUUUUAAAACAACAACGGCCGAGUUGUUUAGCCAAGGAUUCUCUCUUAAUAAAGUUCACUACAAAAUGUCUCUGGGACGAAUCAUCGAGCCCUUGAACGCUACGCUGUCAAAGAUCGAGCUCACCAAGCUGGACUCAAAGAGCGUGGAAGAGUUGAGAGAGGAGUCAAUAAGCUCCCAGAGCAUCACAGACACCUCUCAGCGCUGUCGGAACGAGACCUUCACUGUCUCUGAAGAACAGCCCUCCAUGAACACGUUCAGUCCUUCACGACCUUGCUAUCCUGCUGCAAGAGCCUCCUUGGACGCGUCUCCCAGGUCUAGAAGGCAUUCUGUUUCUGCACACCCACUGCAGACUGAUGGCUGCUCUGUGUAUGCUUCGGACCCCCCCUCUGUUAAAGAGAGACUGGACAUCUACGGUGCUCCUGUCAGGAAGAGUUCCUUAGAGGCCAGGAGGGUGACCGACCUCAGACCACCUCAUGCCUCUUCCAGAAGCCACAGAAGACAUUCUGUGGAAAGCUGUUCCAGAGAGCCUACGAAGCCCAGAUUACUGUCCACCCCGCCACAAAAGCUAACUGUGCCACUGAGGAUGCGUCACCCUCAAGACCCCCAUAUUUCCCCCCACCAACAGCUGCGUUCCCCUCAGUCAGCUUCCGCAGCAAAGAGUCGCCACAGGCUCCGGCCGAACCUUUCCUCGGACUCCUCCCUGCCAUCAGUGCGUGCCCCUUACUCUCCGAAGAAGCUCGACGAGGACUUUCUAAAGGUCUACCACAAGUUUGUCUGCCAGAACAAGUCCGGUUCCCUUAAUGGGAUUUCCUGCCGCGUCUGUGCGAGAAGCUCUAAGGCCAGCAUAAGCUCGGCUCUGGCAGCUCUCGCCCUGUCGCCGCCCCGCUCAGUGUGAGGAAACGCCACGGGGAGUUAAAUGUGGACAGCCAGCCCCAGUCGAAACGCCACAGGGACGAGUGAUGCCCGUCCUCUCCCAGGUCCAUACGGCACGGCAAAGAGCUUCUGAGGCGCCUUCUCUCUCCGUAUGAGCAGUCCCAUGAUGGCGUCUCCUAUAGCGCCACUAAACCCAGCAUGUUCCAAAGAUUCAGCAGCGCUCAGCAGAGGCACAUCAGGAGACCUGGAGGAGUCAGCGCCGUCAUGUGUCUGCAGGUCAUUUUCAUGACAUGGGAAGUUCACGUGAGAACAGAAGAAGCCAUGGCUGCUCUCCCAG
Messenger RNA from Gymnodraco acuticeps, 1313 nucleotides. RefSeq lists its product as uncharacterized. The record is from RefSeq and is a predicted model, not a curated record. Bases 168 to 998 code for a protein of 276 amino acids. The transcript is spliced from 6 exons. Lineage: Eukaryota; Metazoa; Chordata; Actinopteri; Perciformes; Bathydraconidae.